GGUCCUCGCCGGCGCGGGCGUCCUUCGUGGGGGGCAUCGCCUCGCGGGUGCUGCGGCGCCCGCGCCCCAACGCGCGGCAGGUCCUCAGGCUGCCGGCCCUGGACAGCGUUUGCCCGCAGGUCAGCAAAAGCCUGUCGCCGCACACCGGCGAUCUCCUGCUGGCAUCGCUCUCCGUCGCGUUCGCCACGCUGCCGCCGUCGCUGAGGGCCCGGCUGGCGUCUUCGGCGACUAUCGAGGUCUGCGCGCGCACCAGGCGCGAGAGGGGCAGCGUGGGCAGCGCGCUGCGCCGGUGCAAGAGCGCCGUCGGCGAUGGGAAGCUCCGACUCGGCGCCGGCCUGGGGCGGGUGGCGGAGAAGGCGGGCAGCUUCGACUGGGUGCGGCAGAAGAACGGGCCGCAGGAGACCGCCUCGACCGCUUGGCGGCGUUGGUGGCCACGGUCCAGGCUACGAACGGAGGCGGCUACGUCCUCCCGGGCGGGGCAGAGGUGCAGCUAUCCGUCGAGGAGACACGCUGUCGAGGACGCGCGUCGUGCGCGCGCCGGUGCCCGGCUCCAGCGAAGGGAACGGCGCCACGGCGCCCUUGAAAAACGGCGCGUGCGCCACGCAGUUCGUCUGGGCGGGGGACGGCGUGACCGUCAUGGAAGCUGCGAUCAAGUCGCAGCGCUCGGGACGGCGCACGGCCGCCGUCAAUGCGGCCUCCGCCUACCAUGUCGGCGGCGGCGCGCUCACUGGGGGCAGGCACGCUCUGGAGGACUGGAUCGGGGGACCUGGUGUGUCACGUCCACGCUCUUGGGCUCCCUCCAGCAGGUCCAGUGGGACGAGGAGCUGAAGAGAAGGGGGGGGGCCGACGACCCGCGGACGGCGGAGGGAUCCUUGACCUCGCGGCGGCAGGACGAGCCUCACCACCUGCAGUACCUUCCGACGGACGGGUGCGUCGUGAGCCCGAGCGUCACCCUCUUCCGCGGCACGAGCGCGGACGGGUACGUCUUCAGCCAGGACCCCACUGAGCUGCUGGCGGUCUGCAGCAUCGCGAUGUUCAACACUAACACGAGGGUGAGGGACAGCCCCGUGGACGCGCCCACGCAGUUCGAGGAGUACGGCGAGCAGGUCCGGCAGAAGUUCCGCGCCCUGCUCGCCGCCGCGGCCCAGCUGGGCGCGGAGGCCGUUGUCUGCCCGGACGUCGGCUGCGGGGUCUUCGGCAACGAUCCGGCCAUCGUCGGCGGGCUGCUGGGCCAGGUCGCGCGCGAGUACCCCGAUACCAUACGCGAGAUAGUGGUGACGGGCAACGAGGAACCGGCGUUCUUCGACGCCGCCCGCAGGGCGGCCUCUGGGCAGCCCGUGCCCGUGACGGUCCCGGCCUACUUCCAGUCGAGAAAGAGGACCGUGGCGCUGUGAGGCGCCCCCCGCUCGCGCACCGAGCGCUCCCGUGAGGUGCUCGCCUCGGGGACCUUUCGGUUUGAUGCCGCCACGGGGGCGGGGGCGAGGUGCUAGCGAAUUUGCAAUAAUCUACGCGUUUUGAAUUUCACGCCGCGCGGUUGAAUCGAACUGCCAUGGCAUCGCGAAGCUUGCGACAUGUUUGUAUUAUUUUGCGAGGUCCGAAGCGGAAUCUCGUUCAUGACUGCAGGUGCUGGCCUCGGCUUGAGGCUGUGGGGCUGAGAGGGCAUGCUUUAAUGACCCAUAUCAUGGGAAACGCAGGCAGCCUUACAUAAUCAUAUAUCUCACAGCGCGCUCGCAAGACAAGCGUCCGUUGGCAUCUUGAGACUGAAGCGUUCCUGCCUCAGGCUAUGGGCACGGCGCGGAUGCGACAGCGACCAAGACAGUGGAACGUUGCUGAGCGAUUCAUACUAUCAGUCGUCAUGCUCCCUGCCGAUGUCUCGCGCCAGCAGGCUUGGCGCGUGGGUUUGCGUGGUUGUCCAACGCCUAGUGGAUGAUGGUAGGCGCAUCCGUCGUUGAUCCUGCCCGCCCUGUGGAUUUGGGUCCUCGGACUCCUCGGACCGAGUGCGCGGCGCCGCGCACCUCGUUCCCGCCUUCUCGCCUCCUCCCUACCCAAUACCUCUACCCUUCCCUCGCGUUCCCUCGUUUCUGGGACUCCUAGGGGAUCCCUCGCCCCCACCGCCCACCGCCGGAGAUGCGCUGCGAGAUGCUGGUCAGAGCGCGCCGCGGGAGAGCCGUCUCGGGGAGUGGCGGCAUCGGUACUUCUGAUUUUCCCCAGGGGCAUCGUUAUUUUUUUUUAGGCUGGGCUCCUGGAGCCAGCCAUGUGGACAGCUGCAUGUCGUGCGUCAUAGCCCGCUCCCCAGUCGUCGGCGUUGGGAGGCGCUUGGCGUCUGCAACGUUCCACUGAGUUUGGCAACGCGGGCAUGAUGUUGAAGGCCCGAGGUCGACCAUGUGACUUGAUGCAACUGCACAGGCAAAGCGAACUGAUUUGUGGUUGUGGCAGGAUUGCCGCGACGCCAGCAUGUUAGACGGAUCCACGCUUUACGGGCUGGCGGAUAAAAAAAAGCGGGAUUUGCACUUCCGCCUGCUUUUCCUCCUGCCUCGGAUGGGCGCCUCCUCCUGGCAGCGUGUGUUGCCGCUGUGCUUCCUCAAGAGGGGAG
This is a messenger RNA of Prorocentrum cordatum, 2593 nucleotides long. The record is from the annotation of a GenBank genome assembly. Lineage: Eukaryota; Dinophyceae; Prorocentrales; Prorocentraceae.